This is a messenger RNA of Grus americana (Whooping crane), 2213 nucleotides long. Its product is annotated as UDP-glucuronosyltransferase 1A8-like. The record is from RefSeq and is a predicted model, not a curated record. The transcript is spliced from 2 exons. NCBI's taxonomy places the organism in Eukaryota, Metazoa, Chordata, Aves, Gruiformes, Gruidae. The coding region runs from base 629 to 1546 and encodes 305 amino acids. Gene Ontology annotation, molecular function: UDP-glycosyltransferase activity.
UACAGAACGGAGAGAAAAGAAGUUGUGUGCCCGAGGGACAGAGGCUACAUAGCUCAAUCUCUGCCUCAGCUGCCAGGUCACCCUCUCUUGGUGUCUCUUGGUGUCAUUGUAGACUCUGGAGAUACCUGCUGGCUCAGAAGAGUUGGUUCAUCUGCCCUUUCCCCUUGUCCUGAGGGUCUCCUGUCGUCUCCUCAGAAAAAUUAUCUGAGCAUCCAUGUCUCCAACCACAAUGAACUUUGUUGAGGCUGUUUUCAGUUGUUACUGUGGUGUUGGAGUUGUUUGCACCAGGCUUGCCUUCCUCAGUCCUGGCCAAGGUGUAAGACAGAGCACAUCAAUGAUCAAGAGAGAAGUCCUAAGGAAUCUGGCUAGCAUGUUGAGGAGCUGGUUCUCUGUUGAACACUGAGGACCUCGGAUGACUCAGCACAGGAAAAGGCCAUGACAUUUGGCUUUACAAGUAAUGAAAGAAAAAAACCCAAACAACCCACAACCCAAAGCAGUGAAUCAUUAACUAGACAGUUAUGACAAAGCAGCACAACUCAACAGAUAAACCCAUCAGCUUCCUUCAAAAGCAUCUUCAAGCUACCAAAGGAGACGACUCUUUCACAGUCCGUACUGUGACUGCAGGAAGAUGGCUUUGAGGCUUUGCUGUGCCUGGAUUUUUGUCCUCCUCCUUCCUGGCCUCUCAGAUGGAGGGAAACUCCUGGUGGUGCCCAUGGAUGGAAGCCACUGGCUUAGCAUGCGGGAAGUGGUUGAAAAGCUCACCGAGAGAGGACACGAAGUGGUGGUACUUAUACCCGAAGUAAGCUGGCAGAUGAAGACAACAGAGGCAUACACCGUGAAAACAUACCCGGUGUCUUACACAUUAGAAGAGCUGCAGAAUGCCUUUCACGAGUACGUUGCCGCUCACCUGAAGGACCUGCCUUUCCCGCUGAACACUCUUGCACUGUACAACAGCUCAGUGCAUGUUUUCCAUACAUUCUUCCGUCAGUGCAAGAACCUGUUCAGCAGCAAGGAGACCCUGCAGUACUUGAAUCAAAGCAACUUUGACGCUGUCCUAACAGACCCCAUUUUUAUGUGCGGAGCAACAGUCGCUAAUUAUUUUUCUCUUCCCUUUCUGUUCUUCAUGAGAGGAUUUCCUUGCAACUUACACUACGAAGCGCCGCAGUGCCCAAGCCCUCUGUCCUACACCCCGAGACUAUUUACCUUCAACUCAGACCACAUGACUUUUUUCCAGAGAGUAGAAAAUGCUCUGGUUGCCCUCCUGGAGCUUGUGUACUGUAAUGGUUUCUAUGCAGACGCAAUAAAGUUUUCCUCCGAAGUUCUUCAGAGAGACGUAUCCCUGCUAGACCUCGUGAACUCCGCUUCCGUUUGGCUUCUGAGAUUUGAUUUUGUGUUUGAAUACGUCAGACCAGUGAUGCCCAACAUGGUCUUUAUUGGAGGCAUAAACUGUGGUCAGAAGAAACCACUGUCUAAGAUGUUUCAUGAACCAGAUAUCCCAUCACUCCUACCUGCUCCAGGACAACUUCCAGGCUGCUGCACAGCGUGAAGAAACCAUACAGACCUCUCUCCAACCAGGUGUGCUUUGUUGGGGAUCUCAAACAGUUUUUCUUCUCCAGCCAGCAAUUGUUCUUGUUCAGCUACCAUUCCUAUAUCUUGGUUUGCUUUUGUAAACUUGCAAAUUUUUGGCAUCCACUUUUUCUCUUUCCAUGAAAUGUGCCUUAAUGGCAGAUAAAAUCUGCUUGGUCAGGCACUUCUUUUAAGAACAAACUGCAGAUAUCUGCUUUUCUACGUUUAUCUUUAACGUUUUCAUGUGCCUUUGCAUGUUCUCACUAUCUAAGGACACUGCUUUGUUUGUAGGCACCUAUUUCAUUCACCCAUCUAUCUACCCAUUGAGUAUCCAUUGCAUCAGUUGCUGCAGCUUCAACCCAGGUUCUCAAGAACAAUUAGGCACUUAAAUCUCAUUUAAAUCAACGUGAUUUGGAUAUCUAAACAAGUCCUUGGAGUGGGACUGUCUUCCACAUCAGAUCAUGUCAGCCAUGCUAUUAUAUGGGCAAACCUUCAAAACCUCAGAGGUAAAAAGCUUUUUCUGUAUGUUCAGUCCAAAUCUCUCAAACUGCCAUUUGUGGCUCCUAUUAUACUAUUUACUGCUACCCAGAAAAGUUUGGCUCUGUCAUCACUGUUACUCCCCAUCAAGUAGCUGUAGGCUGUGGUCG